CUGGAGGACAGAUAAUACUGUUUUGCCAUUUACUGAAGAGGUGAGAGUUAAAUGCCAAGAAUUAGUAACUAAAGACGGCUCAGAAGAUGUCAGGUGAUGUAAGACAAAACUCGCAUUGUAACGCACUGAUAGCUACACUGAUUGUGUUUGCUGUAGACUUGAGUAGUAGGAAAGGAGGUGUGCAAGCAUGGACAUACAACUACAGCACUGGUCCAAACCAGAACUGGUACGAGGCUCGCAAGUGGUGCCAGAAGUUCUUCACGGAUAUGGUUGCCAUUCAGAACCAAGGGGAGACCAAUUUCCUCAAUGAUCUGCUACCAUUUAAUCCAAAAUAUUACUGGAUAGGGAUUCACAGAGUGGCUGGAUUGUGGACCUCAGUAAACACCAGUCAGAGUGUACCUGAAGAGGCUCAAAACUGGGCAUCAGCAGAGCCAGAUACCAUACCCCGUCAGGACUGUGUGGAGAUAUACAUUAAGAGGGCGAGAGACACAGCCAAGUGGAACAAUGAGAACUGCAAUAAGUUGAAAGGAGCUGUCUGCUACACCGCCUCUUGCAAACAUGAGUCAUGUAGUGCUCAUGCAGACUGUGUGGAAAGCAUUGGAAGCCACAUCUGCAAGUGCCAUCCUGGUUUCCGAGGCCUACGCUGUGAAGAGGCGAUCACAUGCAAACCUUUUCCGCAUCCAGAUCAAGGGUCUCUCCGCUGUUCUAAUCCCUAUGGGUCUAAUCAUCUUAACUCUUCCUGCCAUUUUCUCUGUGAAGUUGGAUUUCGGUUAAUAGGCGCGCCUCAACUGAUUUGCCAAGCCAAUGGGCUCUGGAACCACCCUGUUCCUCUGUGUCAAGUUGCACAGUGUCCAAAUUUGAAAUACACCAACUUCAGCGCGAGUAGCAUGAACUGCAGCCACCCCAUCGCAGCCUUCAGCUACAACUCAACCUGUGAGUUCAGUUGUGAUGAAGGCUAUGAACUGAUUGGGCAGAACCAGAUCAUCUGUGACCACACUGGCCAAUGGACAGCCACUGUUCCAGUCUGUACAGUGAGAAAAUGCUCCCCAGUUUUCUCUCCUGCUAUGGGCCACAUGACCUGCGUUGACCCUGUGGAGCCUUUCUCUUAUGGCUCAUGGUGUAACUUCACCUGCAAGGAGGGUUACUAUUUAACUGGGGACAAGGUACUCAGCUGUCUGACCUUGGGACAAUGGAGCAAGCCUACACCUACAUGUACAGUGGUACAGUGCAACAGUCUUCAGGCUCCACCUCAUGCCUAUCUGCAAUGCCAUGACCCUAUAAACAAGCACAGCUACACCUCAAUAUGCACUGUUCAGUGUGAAGAAGGAUUUGAUCUAAUUGGUACAAAUGUGACAAAAUGUUCUUCACAGGGUAACUGGAGUCAUGCACUUCCUGUUUGCCUGGCUAAGAAAUGUACUCCAAUUAGUUCUCCUUCUCAUGGCUCCAUAUCAUGUUCUGACCCAAAUGGUUCCUUCAGUUUUGGUUCUGUGUGCACAUCAACAUGUGAUGAGGGCUUUCUGCUGAAUGGGACGUCCAGCACUGAGUGCACCUCCAUGGGCAUGUGGAGUACAGACAUUCCACCUUGCUUGGCUAAGAAAUGCCCCACACUGAACUCUCCUGCUCACGGAUCCAUAAUUUGCUCUGAUCCUCAUGGAGAGUUCAGUUUUGGUUCUCGUUGCACGACAACCUGUGAUGAAGGUUUUAUCUUAAAUGGAACUGCUGUCACUGAGUGCACGGCUAUGAGCAACUGGAGCACAGACAUCCCACAUUGCUUGGCUAAUAAAUGCCCCACACUGAACUCUCCUGCUCACGGAUCCAUAAUUUGCUCUGAUCCUCAUGGAGAGUUCAGUUUUGGUUCUCAUUGCACGACAACGUGUGAUGAAGGAUUUGUGCUGAAUGGGACAGCUGACACCGAAUGCACUGCUAUGAGCAACUGGAGCACAGACAUACCUCAAUGUCUGGCUAGACGGUGUCCCACUCUGAACUCACCCUCUCAUGGGUCCUUAGUCUGCUCUAAUCCCCACAGAGAGUACAGUUUUGCUUCUGUGUGCACAUCAACAUGUGAUGAGGGCUUUCUGCUGAAUGGGACGUCCAGCACUGAGUGCACCUCCAUGGGCAUGUGGAGUACAGACAUUCCACCUUGCUUGGCUAAGAAAUGCCCCACACUGAACUCUCCUGCUCACGGAUCCAUAAUUUGCUCUGAUCCUCAUGGAGAGUUCAGUUUUGGUUCUCGUUGCACAACAACCUGUGAUGAAGGUUUUAUCUUAAAUGGAACUGCUGUCACUGAGUGCACGGCUAUGAGCAACUGGAGCACAGACAUCCCACAUUGCUUGGCUAAUAAAUGCCCCACACUGAACUCUCCUGCUCACGGAUCCAUAAUUUGCUCUGAUCCUCAUGGAGAGUUCAGUUUUGGUUCUCAUUGCACGACAACGUGUGAUGAAGGAUUUGUGCUGAAUGGGACAGCUGACACCGAAUGCACUGCUAUGAGCAACUGGAGCACAGACAUACCUCAAUGUCUGGCUAGACGGUGUCCCACUCUGAACUCACCCUCUCAUGGGUCCUUAGUCUGCUCUAAUCCCCACAGAGAGUACAGUUUUGCUUCUGUGUGCACAUCAACAUGUGAUGAGGGCUUUCUGCUGAAUGGGACGUCCAGCACUGAGUGCACCUCCAUGGGCAUGUGGAGUACAGACAUUCUACCUUGCUUGGCUAAGAAAUGCCCCACACUGAACUCUCCUGCUCACGGAUCCAUAAUUUGCUCAGAUCCUCAUGGAAAGUUCAGUUUUGGUUCUCAUUGCACGACAACGUGUGAUGAAGGAUUUGUGCUGAAUGGGACAGCUGACACCGAGUGCACGGCUAUGAGCAACUGGAGCACAGACAUACCUCAAUGUCUGGCUAGACGGUGUCCCACUCUGAACUCACCCUCUCAUGGGUCCUUAGUCUGCUCUAAUCCCCACAGAGAGUACAGUUUUGCUUCUGUGUGCACAUCAACAUGUGCAGAAGGUUUUGUGCUAAAUGGUACAGCUAUCACAGAGUGCACAUCUCAAGGCAGGUGGAACAGAGCUGUUCCCCAUUGCUUAGCUGAAAGGUGUCCUAUUCUCACUCCUCCUUCUCAUGGGACUUUAGACUGCUCUCAUUCUCAUGGCGAGUUCAGUUUUGGCUCUAGGUGCACAUCAACCUGUGAGGACGGCUUUCUGCUAACUGGAAUUCCUGACACUGAAUGCACCUCUGCGGGCACAUGGAGCACAGAAAUACCAGGCUGUCAGGCACGCCAAUGCCCCCUGCUGGCCAAAUCACCACAGCAUGGGAGGAUGAACUGCAGCCAUCUGAACUCUCCUUUCAGUUAUGGCUCACAGUGUGACUUUAAAUGUAAUAAAGGUUUCUGGCUGAAAGGAAGAUCUUCUAUGAUGUGCAACACCUCAGGCCACUGGAAUCAGGAUCCACCCACCUGUCGACCUGUGCAGUGUAAGGCCAUCCGUGCCUUCUCCUCAGACCUGUCUAUGAAUUGCUCUCAUCCUCUGGGGAAUUUCAGCUUUAGCUCUGAAUGCGUUUUCAGCUGUAAAGAUGGAUUCACCCUCAAUGGCACAGCAGUGAUGCUUUGCUCUGCCACUGGGAUCUGGAAUGACAGCCUGCCCAGCUGCACAGGUAUGUCGAUAGGGACUGCCAUGUUGCUGUACACUGGCGCAGGGGCGGGAAUUGCUGUUGCGAUACUUCUCCUGAUAGGACUGACUGUGUUGAUCAUGAAACAAUUUAAGAAAACAGGAAAUAUGAUCACUUCUGAUGUCCCGACAUGGGGUGAAAGAGAGAAUCCAGCAUUUGAGUUUUGACCUCUUGUUCCUUUUUUGAGAUGUGAUUUUACUUUUUGCUUGUUAUUAUUAUUAUUCUAAGAAGCUUGGUAGUUACUGCAUCUACUUGCUCUCGCUUAAGCAAUAGCAAUUCAUAUGACAGACUUCAUCCACGAUACAUAAAGUAUGUCUACAGCUGUUGCAUUAGGUCCUCCCUGAAAAUUUCCAAAAGUCAAUAAAAUUUUAAAAAAUCU
Maylandia zebra (zebra mbuna) is the source of this 4036-nucleotide messenger RNA. The record is from RefSeq and is a predicted model, not a curated record. NCBI's taxonomy places the organism in Eukaryota, Metazoa, Chordata, Actinopteri, Cichliformes, Cichlidae.